CUCUGCGACGCUCUUGGCUGCCGUUCCGAGGCGGAUUCAUAUUAACGCCGACAAUUAAAGUAACUGCGACCCUUGAACAAAAUGUCUUUCACCGACGAGGAAUCUAUGGAAGCCGGCCCAACCGGACCGCCGAAGCUGGAGAGCUUUUUGUUCAGUUGCGAAUUGUCAUCGAAAGUACCCUUUUACACUUUCCAAGCUGAUGAAGAGGAUGACCUGGAGCACCUUCUUGAACUCAGAACAGUUUGCCUUGGUGAAGGCGCAAAGGAGGAGAGCAAUGUGGUGGAGGUAACAGCCAUGAACCACCAAGGAAAGACUAUUUCUGUGCCCAUCGCCAACCUUCACAUUAAAUGCCUGCCCAUGGUGAGUUUGGGAGAGUUUGAGCUGAAAGCCCCGGUGACCAUCCGGCUCAAGGCUGGAACAGGACCAGUCAAUAUCAGCGGGCUGCACCUUAUUGUCUUUCAUGAAGAACACUCAGAUCUUUCUGAGGAGGAUGAUGAUGGUGAGGAGGAAGAGGAGGAGUCGGAGGAAGAAGAGCUGCCCGCCUUUAAACCAGCAAAGAAGAAGCGGAUUAAUUAGGCUGCAAUGUGAAUUGUGGGAAAAUUUUUUUGUUUUUGUUUUGUUUUUUUGGGAGCGGCUUACUAAAUGCCAUGUUUUAAAAAAACAAAACAAAAAUGUUUUUGUACCGGACGGACAAAUUUGACGUUUUUUUUCACACAGCCUUGAGAGAGAGCUCAGUGUGUCGGCGGCUAAACGCACAGCUGGCUUUGAUGUACUCACCUCUCUGUUUUUCAGUUUGGCACAGCAAGCCCAUCAUCUGUGCUUAAAACAUUUAAAGUGUUUGUAAAAAAAAAAAAGUUUUUUGUACGAAUGUGACACAAUCCUCACUCAGCUUUUUACAGCACAGUCAGUGAUGGGAAAAUAACUCACCUUUUUAACACUUUGUUCUGAAAACUUUCUAAGUUCAAAACAUUGUUCAUAAAUUCCAUAAAAUAUAUUUGAAUUUUAUGACAAAUUUUUAAAAAGAAAUCUGCUCAAUGUUCGUAAAUAGUAUUGUUUACCACUUGUUCCAUUGUUUUAGUCAGAGAUGUUACUAAAUGCACCGUGAUUGAAUCAAAAAUAACUUGUCUACAUUUUCUUCACUCUAAUUAUAAAAAGUAUCUUUCACCCUUUUGUAAGUGAUCAUUUUAGCUGGAURAUGUUCUUCAUGUUCAUUCAGAUGUGUCCAGUGUUCAGGAAAGCUGCAGUGUAACAGUGUCUGCAGAUUUUAGGUUCGGCUGUUUUAUGAGUUGGACCAAUGAAAGUAUUUUUUUAACAAAUUGUUCCACAUGACUUAAGUAAAACUAAUAUCCAUACAUCAAUGGUGGAGCUUGUAGAAGGAAGUAGUAGAAAAAGUAUGGACAAUUUUUGUAACAAUGCUUCUUUGCAAUAAAUCUAUUCCAUUAGAAA
Molecule: messenger RNA, 1446 nt
Organism: Austrofundulus limnaeus
Lineage: Eukaryota; Metazoa; Chordata; Actinopteri; Cyprinodontiformes; Rivulidae
Gene: npm3
Product: nucleophosmin/nucleoplasmin, 3
Exons: 5
Coding region: 82-576 (164 amino acids)
Biological process (GO): chromatin remodeling
Cellular component (GO): nucleoplasm; nucleolus; cytoplasm
Molecular function (GO): RNA binding; chromatin binding; histone binding
Source: RefSeq, a predicted model, not a curated record